Brugia pahangi is the source of this 786-nucleotide messenger RNA. NCBI's taxonomy places the organism in Eukaryota, Metazoa, Nematoda, Chromadorea, Rhabditida, Onchocercidae. The record is from the annotation of a GenBank genome assembly.
AUGAAUGAACGACUAACAUUAUCGACGACAUCUACCAUUCAGAAUUUAAUAAAUCAUCGUGUAAUUUGCUUGAGUUCCGGUAAAGAAAUUCUAUGCAAAGCAAUUAGUUAUUGCUAUCAUCUUUUAUUUGCAACAACUUAUGGAAAAUUUGAAGAAUUUGGAUGUGAUGAACCAAAAAAUCAACAGCUGAUCACAUUUGCCUAUACAUUACCAACUGAUAAUUAUCAGCAAAUAUGCAUUUCAUCAGGAAGUACAAAAUUGUGUCACUGUGCUGAAUCAAAAUGUAAUGAGCAAUGGAUUGUUGAUACAGUGCAACGAGAAUUGAACACUGAUCAAAUGCUGUAUUUACUGAUCGGACUAGCAUUUAUCAUUAUAUCAUGGAAUGUUCUUUUAUGUCACAUCAAUUGGCAAUGCAAGAAAAUUACACUAAGCAGUUUUUCACUAUUACUUUCAUGCAAUACUUUAACUAGCAUUCAAAAAUGUUCUCUUGUCUUUAAUACUCUAAAGAUAAUCGUUUUGGCAUGUUUACUUCUUGCAUCAUGGAUUCCUGCAACAAUAACCUGUAACAAUCGUGGCAUUGUAGGACGACAUAUAGUUGAGACAAUAUUUUUACUACAGAUAUUUAAUAAUUCGUCACCAUUAUCCCUAAUUUUUAUUCCAUUCGGUUUACUACCAUUAUUGCACAUUACAAUUCUUGCACUAUGCAUGAUCGUUACAGUUAAGUCAUUUAUGAUACUUACUUUUUUUUUAAUGAUAAUUAAUCUUUAUCUAAAUAUUUUGCUAUAG